Messenger RNA from Epinephelus lanceolatus (giant grouper), 603 nucleotides. The record is from RefSeq and is a predicted model, not a curated record. Lineage: Eukaryota; Metazoa; Chordata; Actinopteri; Perciformes; Serranidae.
AUGGGACACUCUCCUCCAGGUAGGAUGGUCCCAGCCAGAGUAGCCUGGUUCUUCCAGGAGAUGACAGCUUUCCUGAUCCCUCUGUUUUUAAUGCUCACUGUGCACAAACCUUUCAGCACAGGGGGGUACCUGCUGCUCCGGACCUUUUGCAUGCACUACUUUCAGAGGACAUUUGUCUAUUCACCAGUGACCAGAGGAACACCGUCCCCACUGGGUGUGAUGAUGGUAGAAGUUAAAUUCUGCUCUCUAGAUGGUUUCCUGCAGGGAGACUUCCUGCUACACUGUGCCCAGUGAUGAUGGAUGUAACAUACAGAUUUUCUUCCACGGUUACUGCUGUUUCACACUGGAGUGGCUAUCAGCAUACACAGUGACUGUAUUCGACGCAACUUGAGGAAACCAGGGAAGUGAGUGGACCUGUGCUGUCCUUCCUGUCAUGCAGGAGGUCUGUUUGAAUAAGUGCCUGGUGCCAGCUACUUCAGCGAGAUAGUGGAGAGGUGUGGCUCUGCUCUCGCCACCUGGUCCCUUCCUGCACACGCCUUUGCUGUGUUUAGCCUGGGUUUUAUUGGCUCAAGAACCUAUCACCAUCGCAGGUGUCUAAUAUGA